Ylistrum balloti is the source of this 1275-nucleotide messenger RNA. RefSeq lists its product as uncharacterized. NCBI's taxonomy places the organism in Eukaryota, Metazoa, Mollusca, Bivalvia, Pectinida, Pectinidae. The record is from RefSeq and is a predicted model, not a curated record. The transcript has a single exon. The coding region runs from base 1 to 1275 and encodes 424 amino acids.
AUGCCCAGAAAGCUGCUGCCGGAUCACCUGUUUGGUGAAACAGCAAAUAGCUCCAUCGUACGGAUGAGCAAUGACGCCAUGCUACAGACUAAGAUGAAAAAUAAACACGAAAGAUGGAAACUACUGAAGGAGCUUAAACAAUUGAUUUCUAACGAGAAGGUAGCGCGAGUACACACUAGAAGGGAGCUGGAGACUCUGCGGGAUGAGUACAUGAAGAUGAUAGCCUGUGGCUGUGUAUACAAGGAACACUGCUUCGAGAGAUAUGAUCCCGUCCUGAAUAGACGACAGACAACUGAGAAAAACAAUGUCGUUAACAAUACAUUCUCUCGACAAACCUCGAUGUGUUCUACACAACUACCCGACAUCGACGACUGUCCUGGCUAUGUGAGGGUAUUGAAAAGGAAUCCGGUGAGGAGGAGCAAAUCCGACAUAUCUGACGUCAGACGUACGGACGACAGACCGACGCACACAGCUUUCUCUCGGACUAGAUUCUCUUCUAUAGCCGACAGUAACAUCAGUGAUAUUUCAACAGUGGAAAAUAGAAAUCUGGAGCUAGAUGACCCGGAAAACGAAAUGAAACCUAUUCCUGAAGAAAAUGGUACGGGUGAUGAGGAAGGAGAGGAAGAGGAGAAGAAAAUAGCUUCGGCUCUAUCUACAAUAUUAGCGAUUAAAUUUCAUGCUUUGGUGAUGUGGAAACAACAAAUUCACAAGGUUCCAGAAAGGUCUGUUUCGGAACGUCCGAGAUUUGUUCGGAAAAAGACCACAGGUGAAGCCCCUCCAUCAUCCGACAUCCGAGCACCAUUGUCACGACAACCAUCGAUGUUACCAGGAGAUUGUAAAACAAUCUUUGGAAUGAAGAAGUUCAUUGAACGCGAAGUGUCAAACAGGAUAAUCGUGCUUUCGUCGCCAAAGAAAGACAGAGCAAAAAUGGACAAAAUGAUUGAAAAGGUGCGUCUCCCACAACUCAUUGAAAGGCGCAAAACGACUUCGGCAAUAUUUCGAGAUUUCCGAACGUACAAAGAAUCGCUGCAUAACCGCCACUCGGAAACUAACACGCUGGACCACAACAAACCCAAAGUCGAUAUACUAGACCACAUCAGAUUAGUAGCAAGUGAAUCAGAAGACGAUUUACCUGUACACGAGGACAGCUUGGAGGCUGAUAAGUCGGACACCAAGGUGUCAGAGUACCACAAGUUGGAAUCCAACAGAUCAGAUGAAAGUGCUGUGUCUUCUACUAGACUUUCCAUAGAUAAUACCAAAAGUGCUUACGCAUAG